Messenger RNA from Phaedon cochleariae (mustard beetle), 2616 nucleotides. Lineage: Eukaryota; Metazoa; Arthropoda; Insecta; Coleoptera; Chrysomelidae. The record is from the annotation of a GenBank genome assembly.
GGUCCAUUAAUAUUCGCAUAUUAAUUUAACGAAAAUGGCCGAUGGAAAAAAUCCCGACGAUUUGGCCACAGCUAUUCUCCGUAAAAAGGACCGUCCAAACAGGCUUUUGGUUGAGGAAGCUGUCAAUGAUGACAACUCAGUUGUGGCUCUUUCACAGGCAAAAAUGGAUGAAUUGCAGCUUUUCAGGGGGGACACAGUUCUCCUUAAGGGCAAAAGAAGAAAAGAAACAGUAUGUAUAGUACUUUCAGAUGAGACAUGUAGUGAUGAGAAAAUCCGGAUGAACAGGAAUGUUAGAAAUAAUUUGAGAGUUCGUCUAUCAGAUGUUGUGUCUAUACAGCCUUGCCCAGAUGUGAAAUAUGGUAAAAGAAUACAUGUAUUGCCUAUUGAUGAUACAGUGGAAGGACUUACAGGCAACCUGUUUGAGGUCUACCUGAAGCCUUACUUUCUCGAGGCGUACCGCCCCAUUCACAAGGAUGACGUAUUCAUAGUGCGCGGCGGCAUGCGCGCCAUUGAGUUCAAAGUGGUGGAAACUGACCCCGCCCCCUUUUGCAUCGUGGCCCCAGACACUGUCAUCCAUUGUGAUGGUGAUCCGAUCAAGCGUGAGGAAGAAGAAGAGGCCUUGAACGCAGUGGGCUACGACGAUAUUGGGGGCUGCAGAAAGCAGCUGGCCCAAAUCAAGGAGAUGGUAGAGCUGCCGCUGAGACAUCCCAGUCUAUUCAAGGCCAUCGGCGUGAAGCCUCCAAGAGGCAUUUUGCUGUACGGACCACCAGGUACGGGAAAAACUCUGAUCGCUCGCGCCGUCGCCAACGAGACCGGCGCCUUCUUCUUCCUGAUCAACGGGCCGGAGAUCAUGAGCAAGCUGGCCGGCGAGUCGGAGAGCAACUUGCGCAAAGCGUUCGAGGAGGCCGACAAGAACUCGCCGGCGAUCAUCUUCAUCGACGAGCUGGACGCGAUCGCGCCCAAAAGAGAGAAAACCCACGGAGAGGUGGAGCGGCGCAUCGUGUCCCAGCUGCUCACCCUCAUGGACGGCAUGAAGAAGAGCUCGCACGUGAUCGUAAUGGCCGCCACCAACCGGCCGAACUCGAUCGACCCAGCUCUGCGGCGUUUCGGCCGCUUCGACCGCGAGAUCGACAUCGGCAUACCUGAUGCCACCGGACGGCUGGAGGUGCUGCGCAUCCACACCAAGAACAUGAAGCUGGCCGAUGACGUCGAUUUGGAGCAGAUCGCCGCCGAGACGCACGGACAUGUGGGUGCCGAUCUGGCCUCGCUGUGCUCCGAAUCGGCGCUGCAGCAGAUCCGCGAGAAGAUGGACCUGAUCGAUCUCGAGGACGACCAGAUCGACGCCGAGGUGCUCAGCUCAUUGGCAGUCACCAUGGAGAACUUCCGUUACGCGAUGACGAAGAGCAGCCCGAGCGCGCUCAGAGAGACGGUCGUCGAGGUGCCGAACGUGUCGUGGGAGGAUAUCGGAGGGUUGCAGAACGUGAAGAAGGAGCUGCAAGAGCUGGUCCAGUACCCCGUCGAGCAUCCCGACAAGUUCCUCAAGUUCGGCAUGCAGCCGUCUCGAGGCGUGCUCUUUUACGGCCCGCCAGGGUGCGGUAAGACCUUGCUGGCCAAGGCGAUAGCCAACGAGUGCCAGGCGAACUUCAUUUCGGUGAAGGGGCCCGAAUUGCUGACGAUGUGGUUCGGGGAGUCGGAGGCCAACGUCAGAGAUAUCUUCGAUAAGGCCAGAUCUGCCGCCCCCUGCGUCCUCUUCUUCGACGAGCUGGACUCGAUCGCGAAGUCGAGAGGCGGCAACGUGGGAGACGCGGGCGGCGCCGCCGACAGGGUGAUCAAUCAAAUUCUCACGGAGAUGGACGGCAUGGGGGCCAAGAAGAACGUGUUCAUCAUCGGCGCCACCAACAGGCCGGACAUCAUCGAUCCGGCCAUCUUGCGACCCGGCCGUCUCGACCAGCUGAUCUACAUCCCCUUGCCCGACGAGAAGUCGCGCGAGGCCAUCUUCAAGGCCAACCUGCGCAAAUCGCCCGUCGCCAAGGACGUCGAUCUGGUCUACAUCGGCAAGGUCACGCACGGCUUCUCCGGCGCCGAUCUGACGGAGAUCUGUCAGCGCGCCUGCAAGCUCGCCAUCCGCCAGUGCAUCGAGACGGAGAUCAGGAGGGAGAGGGAGAGGGUGGAGAACCCCAAUGUCGCUAUGGACUUGGACGAGGACGAUCCGGUGCCGGAGAUAACGCGUGCGCAUUUCGAGGAGGCGAUGCGCUUCGCUCGGCGCUCCGUCUCCGACAACGACAUCCGCAAGUACGAGAUGUUCGCGCAGACGCUGCAGCAGUCGCGCGGCUUCGGCACCAACUUCCGCUUCCCCACGGCGGCGGGGGGCCCGGCCGCCCCGGGGGGCACCGGGGGGGAUCAGGCCAACUUCCAGGACGAUCCCGAGGACGACCUGUAUAGCUAGGCGGGUUGCCGGGGGGGAGAGAUGGAGUUGGAGGGCUGGAGGGAGCCGAUUUUAUUUUUUUGUAUUUAUUUACAAUUGAAAUACUUUGGUUAGAUAACGAUAUUUGAAUAUUAUUAUUGAAGAGUUCGUAUGUUGAUUGAUAGUUUUUUGGAAUAUGAUAAAAGUUUGAC